Messenger RNA from Panthera uncia (snow leopard), 3240 nucleotides. RefSeq names its product CUE domain containing 1 (gene CUEDC1). NCBI's taxonomy places the organism in Eukaryota, Metazoa, Chordata, Mammalia, Carnivora, Felidae. The record is from RefSeq and is a predicted model, not a curated record. Bases 276 to 1487 code for a protein of 403 amino acids. The transcript is spliced from 9 exons. Gene Ontology annotation, molecular function: ubiquitin binding.
GUCGGUGGAGCCGGCUCCAGGAUGCCCCGGGGGUGUGGAUGACCAGCCGCCCAGCCCGGAUGCCGCCGCCCCGCGAGGGCCGCUCCCCGAGGGCCGCCGGUGGCCCCGCGCCCUAGCCUCCUGACCCGGGGACCCCGCGCGCCCCGGCCGCCUAGGGGAGCGGGAGCCACGGGAAGGAGCCUCCCGAGCCCGCCGAGCGAGCGGCCACGGCGCAGGGACCCGGGGGCAGGAGCUCGGCGCCGGCCGCCAACAUUUUCCCCCAGCGGCUCGGCAAAAUGACCAGCCUGUUCCGCCGGAGCAGCAGCGGCGGCGGGGGCGGCGGGGGCGGCGGCUCCGCCGGGGCGCGCGGGGCCGGGGGCGGCGCGCCCGCCUCGCAGGAGCUCAACAACAGCCGGCCCGCCCGCCAGGUGCGCCGCCUCGAGUUCAACCAGGCCAUGGACGACUUCAAGACCAUGUUUCCCAACAUGGAUUACGACAUCAUCGAGUGCGUGCUGCGCGCCAACAGCGGCGCCGUGGACGCCACCAUCGACCAGCUGCUGCAGAUGAACCUGGAGGGCGGUGGCGGCAGCGUCUACGAGGACAGCUCCGACUCGGAGGACAGCAUCCCCCCGGAGAUCUUGGAGAGGACUUUGGAACCUGAUAGCUCCGAUGAAGAACCCCCGCCUGUAUACUCCCCGCCAGCCUACCACAUGCACAUGUUCGACAGGCCUUACCCGCUGGCUCCCCCCACCCCACCUCCCCGCAUCGAUGUGCUGAGCUCCGGACCUGCUUCGAGCCAGAGGCGCUAUCGUAACUGGAACCCACCACUGCUGGGCAACCUCCCGGAUGACUUUCUCCGCAUCCUGCCCCAGCAGCUGGACAGCAUUCAGGGUAACACUGGGGGCUCCAAGCCCACGAGCGGAGAGAGAGGCCUGCCCUCCGUGGCUGGGCCCGGGUCCCGGGACCAGGAGAACCGCUGGAAGCAGUACCUGGAGGACGAGAGGAUCGCGCUCUUCCUGCAGAACGAGGAGUUCAUGAAGGAGCUGCAGCGCAACCGGGACUUCCUCCUGGCGCUGGAGAGAGAUCGUUUGAAAUACGAGUCCCAGAAAUCCAAAUCCAACAGCAGCAGCAGCAGCAGCAACAGCGUGGCUGUGGGAAAUGACUUUGGCUUUCCCUCUCCUGCCCCAGGAACCAGUGACGCCAAUCCUGCUGUGUCUGAAGAUGCCUUAUUCAGGGACAAGUUAAAACACAUGGGAAAAUGCUGGGAGCUGCGGUGUCAACGGCUAAUCUGCUGGACGACGUGGAGGGUCACACUUGUGAUGAAGACUUCCGGGGAAGGCGUCAGGACGCACCCAAGAUGGAGGAAGCCCUACGGGAAGGACAGUAAGAGAUGCCAGCAGUUCCUCCUCACCGGACAAGAUCUGACCUGGCAGAGGCGGCUGGAGAGCAAAACCGGCCUCCAGCUGAAGGGCCCAGCUGCAGCCGGACAGAUGGUGCUUGAGUACUGAGGCCUCCUGAUUCUCCGGCCCCAGUCCAGCCCAGCCACUGCCACUGCCACUGCCACUUUCACGGGACUUAGAACUUUGGAGUUUUGUGCUGUGAUUGGAGGAAGGACCUGGGGCCCCUAGGGGCAGCAGCCAAUCAUGGCCCCUUUUGUAGCCUGGCUGUUCUAUGGGCAAUGAGCAGAAAUGCAGGAACCACCAUCAACUUGACCCCCCCACCCACCUUGUUUAAAAAAAUCCCGGAAAAUAGGCAAAGGUGGGGGUGCCCAAGAGGGCAGGAUGGUGAAGGCCCGAAGGCAGAACCCCUGCCUCUCUCCUUUCCCCAUCUCUCCUUCUGGGCAGCAGACACUGCCCGACACCCCCCCCCCCCAUUCCCAUCCUCAGCUCCCUCCUGGGCACCUUGGGCCCUUGAUUCCCAUGAUUUCCUGCAUCCCAGCCGUUUCCCCAGGGCUGCUGACCCUUGGUACCAUCCCUGCACAGAUCCGUGGGUAGGAGAGCCCUGGGCAGUCACUCAGGCUCCCUCUGAGUAGUUACGGGCCACCGCAGAGAGGUAUCUACUGACCGCCCCUCCGGCUGCCCCUGGGGUUUGCAUGGGCCCCCAGGAGGGACGGGGAGGGUGGCCCCCAGGGAGCUGGAGGACUCUGGCCAGGCAGGAGGAUUCUUUACUGUGGCAGGAGACAAAAACCAAUUCUGGAUGGGAACUGGGGAGGCGGGGGAGGGGGGGGGGCGCGGUUCACGGGGGGGGGGGGGGCCCUGAGCAGAAGUCCUGCUGUCACUAAGGGUGGGCAGCAGCAGGUUCUGAAGUGAUCCUUGAGAAAGUGCAGGACUGAGGAGCGUGAGGGAUGAGGCUGCCAGCCUGGGUGGGGGCGGGGCGCCUGGGGCAGAAGGGCUUGCUGGGCGUCUCUUGCCUAGAACAAGAAGGUGAAUGAUCCGAGGAGGCACACUCCGGUUCUACGAGCCUUACCGGGCACCGACCACUGCCAGUGGGAGGGUGGCUGGCCCGGUCUCUCCGGCCAGACUUCGAGACGGGAACGCGCUGACCUCUCCGGAGAACCCGGGAGCCUGGGCAGGCACGAGGCGUCGCGGCCCCCGCAGUGGAGAACCAACCAGCCCAGCCCAACCGCGCGGGGUGGGGAGGUUGGAAGUGGGAGCCAAGCCUCGGCGGGGCCCUGGUGGCCGCAAGUCGCCCCUAGAUAGUGAGGACUUGGCGGGCGCGAUCGCACCUCCUUCCGCCGAGGCCGGGCGCACUCGGUGGCCCAGCUUUCCCGGCGCGCUCCGAAGAGGCGGCCCCCGGAGGACGUGGGGGUGGGGAUCGGGACGCGCAGCGCCGCCGCGGAGCCCAAGUUUGGCACCCGCGCGGGGCCUAGGGCGCUGGCGCGGGGCCGCCCGCCCUCUGCUGCUCCCUGCGACCCGCCUGUGGCCCCCGAGGAGCCCCUGGGCCGCCAGCCCGAGCUCCGAACAGCCUGGGCCCGGGGGGCAGAGAAGGGGCCUCUGGGCUGUGGCCGUGACCCUCCCGGCGCAUGGCGGGGAAGCCCCAGCCCCACGUCUGUGUGUGUUGCUUUGUUAGUUGUUUUUUCUCCUAUGUGUGGGUUUUUUCUUGGAGCUGUUUCAUAGGAAUUCCUGUAAUAAAGACUUGGUGUUCUCUUGGUGCUCUGAUGUGGCCGGCAGUGUGGGCUGGACCCUUCCUCCUCUCUUCUUGUCCUGGGCAGGGUUUGGCCCCUGGAGCCCCGCCUUGCCCCCGAGGGUCACCUGCCUCAGU